Magnolia sinica is the source of this 1775-nucleotide messenger RNA. RefSeq lists its product as uncharacterized. Lineage: Eukaryota; Viridiplantae; Streptophyta; Magnoliopsida; Magnoliales; Magnoliaceae. The transcript has 2 exons. The record is from RefSeq and is a predicted model, not a curated record. Bases 149 to 1111 code for a protein of 320 amino acids.
CAAGCGGCCUCCAUUUCCAUACCGCGCACACUCUUCCGGAGUAAAAGCUCUUGUCCCUUCUCCGAUAAGGGAUAUUUCAUUUUCGCAUUUUCCUUGUCUGGAUUCCCGCCGGAGCUUGCUUCUUCCAGGAUUUUUUCCAACAAAAACAAUGAUGCCUGGAGUAUUAGCAGUCGUGAAUCUGAACAUCCGCGAUGCGGCUGUUUUUCUUAUUCUAUGUUCUGCCAAUGAGUUUGUUGCGGAUCUCCCUGGCGGCCUCCUUCGUCACCAAUUCCCUUCCAUGGCCAACUACACCAUUUUCAUAUUAGGGAUUCUGCUUCUUUACCUCUCCUUCUUAUUUCCUCGGGAGUCCGUAUCACAAGUGGCAAAGAAGCUGUUUUGUAUAGCUGCCGAACACUGUCGCCUUUCACUCGACGCUGCUGCUCGGGCCACUUCGUUGGUGGGAGAAAAAGCAUGCAUGAUUUUGGCCCAGAUGAAGGAGAUGUUCAUGAUGAUUUUGGUCAAGAUGAAGAAGAGGUUCAAGGUAUUAGUCCUUGUUACGACGGUAGCUGUCUUUGGGAUUGUUGUAGAUCUCGCAUACCGCCUACCUCACAGAUUCCUAUCCGUUGCUUACGUUCUAACCAACUUCGCCACUCUCACACUGGGAAUUUCACUUCUUUUACUCUCCAUCGUAUUUACUAGGGUGCCUGUAUCAGUCGUUCUCGCCAAGAAGCUGGUUUCUGCAACUGCUAGACUGGGUCGAUUUUUGCUCGGCCUAAGGAGAAAGAGAAAGUUCGGCACCAUGAGGUCUGCUGGGUCCGCUCCGUUGGUUAUAAAAAUCGCAGAAGAGGAGCUGGCUUGGAAGAUGUUCAAGAUGUCAGUACUUACCAUUUUCAUAGCUGCCUUUGGGAUUUAUGCAGAUCUCAGCAUCCCGCACCACAAAUUCCUCUCCAUUGCCUACGUUGUUGCCAUUUUCCUCGCGAUGGCGGUUAGUUUACACUACAUCCUAUUUCUGUGGGUGCCUGUAUCCGUGAAUGUGGCAAAGAAGCUGGUUUGGGUUGCUGUUGGACUGGUUCACCUUUCAGUCGGACUUCGAUUGGCCAUUCAUGUCUAUUCACCACCGGCGCUUGUUUAGAUCUCCUUCAUGUCUCUUACCAGUCUUCGGCAGGGCAGCUAUUAGGCUCUGCUUUUGAAGAGCUGUUGGAGUUUGCUGGUUCCGCGGCUCCUGGGGUUGGGGAUUUUGGUCAGCAACGUUUUCUGUUUGUUUUUUUGGUUGUCUGAUUUCUUUUUGGGCUGUCUGGUGCAUCUGUUGUAGGGAUUGCGUCCUACCCCACGCAGCUCUAGCCACGAAAGGGAAGUUCUGUGGGUGGGCCCACCGUGAUUUAUCUGUUUAUCAACGCCGUCCAUCCCUUCUCCUAGAUCAUUUUAAGGUAUGUAUAAAAAAAUAAGGCAGUUCAAACGGUUAAAUGGACCACACCAAAGAUAACAAUUGCAUUUAAUGCUCUAUUCAUUUAAUGAUAAAAAACUUAUUAUUUGGUGUGAUUCAUUUGACCGUUAACUCUGUCACGUUUUUGCACACAUUUAUUACAAUGACCUGAAAGGAGGGAUGAACGGUGUGGAUAAAUAGUUACAUCAAGGUGGGCCCAUCUAUAGAACUGACCGUUCGUGGCUUGAGCCGGGCGGUAGGACUCAAUCCACGUCCGUCUUGUGAAUUGUACGCAGCGGCUGUUUCGUACUGUUGUAUACAUGCUGCGUUAUACUUAUAUAUAUAAAAGAGGUAUUUUUAUUUGCUGCUUGAA